Puccinia triticina is the source of this 1332-nucleotide messenger RNA. RefSeq lists its product as uncharacterized. Gene Ontology annotation, molecular function: inositol phosphoceramide synthase activity. Bases 1 to 1332 code for a protein of 443 amino acids. The transcript is spliced from 5 exons. The record is from RefSeq and is a predicted model, not a curated record. Gene Ontology annotation, cellular component: inositol phosphoceramide synthase complex. Gene Ontology annotation, biological process: inositol phosphoceramide metabolic process; sphingolipid biosynthetic process. NCBI's taxonomy places the organism in Eukaryota, Fungi, Basidiomycota, Pucciniomycetes, Pucciniales, Pucciniaceae.
AUGAGUUAUCGCGAGCACGAGAACAAGAUGAGCAUCCACUCCAGCACCCGCAGACUCGCUCGCUGCUUCGGCCUCAACCAGUGCAUGUCGAGGUCCAGCAACUCGAUCAGCAGGGUCUCGCCCCAUCUCCUGAACGCUAUUCUUGCUGCCACCCAACGCCUGGAUUUCUCGCUUUCCCCUUCGAAAUCGAUCGCUAAACUCAAAGCACAUCGCUGGAGUCUCAAGGGAGAUGCCCAAUACUUCAUCAUGAUCACCGUAUCUGGUCUAAGCCUGUGGUUUUGUGGGCUUCACUGGUUGAUCAAGAUUGGACUGAUAAUCUUAUACACAACCGCCCUGCUCGUCCCCCUCACAUCCCAGUUCUUCCUGCCCGCCUCGCCGAUCUUCACAUGGGUGAUCCUAUUCUUCUCGAACCGCUACAUCCCCAUGUCCUUCCGCUCCAAGAUCCACAUCUGGGUCUCCAUCCUCCCCACCCUCGAGUCCGUCCUCUACGGCGCCAACAUCUCCGACAUCCUCACCCGCUACACCCACCCCCUCCUCGACAUCCUCGCCUGGCUCCCCUACGGCGUCCUCCACUUCGUCCUCCCCUUCGUCGUCGCUAUCUUCCUCUUCGUCUUCGGCGGCCCCGGCGCAGUCAAGUUCUAUGGCAAGGCCCUCGGUUACAUGAACCUCUCCGGCGUCGUCAUCCAGAUCUUCUUCCCCUGUGCACCGCCUUGGUACGAACUCAGCCACGGGAUCACGCCUGCGAACUACGACAUGCCCGGCGAGGCGGGCGGUCUGGCCCGGAUCGAUGCCAUCUUCCACUCCCAGGGGUACACAACCACCUUCCGAAACUCGCCAAUCGUCUUUGGGGCCUUCCCCAGCCUGCAUGCUGGCUUCGCGACACUCGAAGCCCUCUUCCUCUCCCAUUAUUUCCCGAGAUGGAGGGUGUUCUAUUGGACGUAUGCGUUCAUACUCUAUUGGAGUACGAUGUAUCUCACACAUCAUUAUCUGGUUGAUUUGGUAGCAGGGGGGGCCUUAGCGGUGGCCUCGUUUUAUCUAUUCCUGACCGAAGACCAACGGCAUCUGCCGAUGUUGAAUGCCUCGAUAGCGGGAGAAGAAGACUCGAUAGCCAAAGGGUACCAUUCAGGCAUCCGCGGCAUGCUCGGCCAUCGGGGCGCCAACGGCACCUGGAGUCGGAUCAGACAUAAUGAUGGUACCGAGGACCCCGCAGAGGACUUCGAGUUCGAUCAUCUCUUCUUGGACGAUCAGCUUCGGUUGAGAGACGAGGAGGAACUACUCGGCGAUCGGUCUGCAACUGGACUGCGGAAAACUUCUUUGGAUACCCUCCCAUAA